This is a messenger RNA of Lontra canadensis (Northern American river otter), 2091 nucleotides long. It is a transcript of the gene RGS14, whose product is annotated as regulator of G protein signaling 14. The record is from RefSeq and is a predicted model, not a curated record. Lineage: Eukaryota; Metazoa; Chordata; Mammalia; Carnivora; Mustelidae. The transcript is spliced from 16 exons. Gene Ontology annotation, molecular function: GTPase activator activity; G-protein alpha-subunit binding; microtubule binding. The coding region runs from base 182 to 1966 and encodes 594 amino acids. Gene Ontology annotation, biological process: signal transduction; regulation of G protein-coupled receptor signaling pathway.
GAGACACUUCCUGUGGCAGAGAAAAGAGGUAGUGAGCUGGUGUUUCAGGAUGUGAGGGCCCGCAGGAGCGGAGCCGGGCUCUCUCUGUUGCUUGCCUGCCACCGUGCAAGCUCUAGCCGGGGCUGCCCACAGUCCCCAUGGUGGGCUCUCCUCACAGCAGGGACCCGUGAAGAGCGGCGGCAUGCCAGGGAAGCCCAAGCACCUGGGUGUCCCCAACGGGCGCAUGGUUCUGGCUGUCUCAGAUGGAGAGCUGAGCAGCACGGCGGGGCCUCAGGGCCAGGGCGAGGGCCGAGGAAGCUCCCUCAGUAUCCACAGCCUCCCUAGUGGCCCCAGCAGCCCCUUCCCCACCGAGGAGCAGCCUGUGGCCAGCUGGGGCCUGUCCUUCGAGCGGCUGCUGCAGGACCCGCUGGGGCUGGCUUAUUUCACUGAGUUCUUGAAAAAGGAGUUCAGCGCUGAGAAUGUAACUUUCUGGAAGGCCUGCGAGCGCUUCCAGCAGAUCCCAGCCAGCGACACCCAGCAGCUUGCUCAGGAAGCCCGCCACAUCUACCAGGAAUUCCUGUCCAGCCAGGCGCUGAGCCCAGUGAACAUAGACCGGCAGGCCUGGCUAGGCGAGGAGGUGCUGGCAGAACCCCGACCGGACAUGUUCCGCGCGCAGCAGCUCCAGCGGGUCCCGCAGAUCUUCAACCUGAUGAAGUUUGACAGCUACGCGCGCUUCGUCAAGUCCCCGCUAUACCGCGAGUGUCUCCUGGCGGAGGCCGAGGGACGCCCCCUGCGGGAACCUGGCUCCUCCAGCCCGGGCAGCCCUGACUCCACGAGGAAGAAGCCGAAGCUGAAGCCCGGGAAGUCGCUGCCGCUGGGCGUGGAGGAGUUGGGGCACCUGCCGGCUACUGAGGGCUCUGGGGGCCGCCCCCUCCGCAAGUCUUUCCGCAGGGAACUGGCAGGCGGAGCCCCAAACUCGGCCUUACGCAGAGAGUCCCAGGGCUCCCUCAACUCCUCUGCCAGUCUGGACCUUGGUUUCCUUGCCUUUGUCAACAGCAAAUCUGAGGUGUCCCCAGCAGGUGUAUGUGGGUCAGCGGAAGGACCUGUCUCUAGGCGCCACUACAUCUGGCAGAGCCACCGGAAGAGCCUUGGGAGCACAGAAGGUGAGAGUGAGAGCCGGCCAGGGAAGUACUGCUGCGUGUACCUGCCUGAUGGCACAGCAUCCUUGGCCCUGGCACGACCUGGCCUCACCAUCCGUGCCAUGCUGGCGGGCAUCUGUGAGAAACGAGGCCUCUCUCUACCUGACAUCAAGGUCUACCUGGUCGGCAAUGAGCAGAAGGCCCUGGUCCUGGACCAGGACUGCGCGGUGCUGGCGGACCAGGAAGUGCGGCUGGAGAACAGGAUCACCUUCGAGGUCGAGUUGGUGGCUCUGGAGCGCGUGGUGCGGAUCUCCGCCAAGCCCACCAAGCGGCUGCAGGAGGCGCUGCAGCCCAUUCUGGCGAAGCACGGCCUGAGCCCGCAACAGGUGGCGCUGUGCCUGCCAGGCGAGAAGCAGCCGCUGGAUCUGGGGAAGCUCGUGAGCUCGGUGGCGGCCCAGAGACUGGUUUUGGACACUCACCCAGGUGUGAAGAUUUCCGGAGCUGGAGACGUAGCCCAGCGCUGCAGCCAGGGUGGCCAGCCUAGAGCCCAGAACAAGGCCACCCAUCCCCCUCCACUGUCCCUCAACUCGCUGGCCGAGGCGCCCAGUAGUAUCCCUGGGAAGCGGCAGACCUGUGACAUUGAAGGCUUGGUGGAGCUGCUGAAUCGAGUGCAGAGCAGUGGGGCCCAUGACCAGAGGGGCCUUCUGCGCAAAGAGGACCUGGUGCUUCCAGAAUUUCUGCAGCUGCCAACCCAAGGGCCCCAUUCCCAGGAUGCCCCACCACAGACUGUAUCAGAGGUCCAGCCCCAGGGGGACCCCUCGGACUCCACGGCCCAUGCGGCCCUCUGACACCUGCCCAGCAGUCCAGGCCAGCUGCACGGCACCUGGCGGGCCAAGCAUGCUGUGGGCCCGCUCUGCAUGCUCUGUCUGUGCCAUCAGUGUCCUUGGCCCCUUCCUGCCACGGGCAGGCCCGC